UUUACCCCCUGUUUGCGGGAGCAUAAUUUACUAAAUAUUCAAAAAUGGAGAGAGACAAAUCAUCUCUCUUAGAAGAAGCUCACGCAGAGUUCAACAACAAAAACUUCAAACAGGCAGAAGAAUUAUACACACAGUUCAUCAAGUCAUGCAACGAAACAAGUAAAUGUGACACAAACGACCUUGCUGUCGCCUUCAAUAACCGUGGCCAGAUCAAAUAUUUACGAGUGGACUUCUACGAGGCGAUGGAUGACUACACCUCUGCGAUAAAAGUAAACAGCCAAUUUGAAGUUCCGUUUUAUAACAGAGGACUGAUUCGCUACAGACUCGGUUUUUUUGAAGAUGCAGAGAGUGACUUCCGAAAGGUGCUGGAACUGAACUCUAAUUUUGAAGACGCCAGACAAAGCUUAGAGCAAACCAGACUUGACCGUGAAGAGAAACAAAGGAGAGGCUAUUGAAUGUCCUCAGGAUCAUUUCAUUGAUCUGCCAAGAAAGAGUGAUCCACACACAUGAGCUGAAUUAGUGCUAAUAGUAUCUUAAAAUCACCUUAGUAACAGUUUUUCAGCACGUGUUUUAUAUGAAUUUUCCUCCACAGGUUUUUGAAUAAGUGCUGGUUAGAGAAUCAUGUAGGUCACAAGCCAAAACACUGGUAUUGCCAAGGCUGACACUGGACUGAUUUAAAAUGGAUGCUCUGCACCUCUGUACCUCACAUGGGCUUAUGAAGGGUCACAUGGGCUUAUGAAGGGUCACAUGGGCUUAUGAAGGGUCCUGGUUCUAUGCCUUUCUGCCUGCAUCUCUCCCAACACUGCACUGAGACGACACAAACCUCCACAGACAGGCCUCAGAGACACUGAGACAACACAAACCUCCACAGACAGGCCUCAGAGACACUGAGACAGCAUGACCAGCCUCCACAGACAGGCCUCAGAGACACUGAGACAACACAAACCUCCACAGACAGGCCUCAGAGACACUGAGACAAAUUCACAGGUCAUCCACAGACAGGCCUCAGAGACACUCAGACAAAUUCACAGGUCAUCCGUGUCUUCGCAAAAACACAGAGGGAGAGGAUGCCGUGGUGGAAAAAACUAUUAGAAGUUUCAAAUUUAAUGUUCAGCAUCAUCGUACAUGCCCUCAACUUAUAAUUUAUCAGUCAAAUUCAUAAUUUAAAGACUUGAAUUAUUUAAUGCUUACUGAGUCAUAAUUAUCUGACAGGGAGACUUAUGUCUUAUGUCAAACAUCUCAUUGGAGUCGUUCAUAAAUAUUAGUUAACAUUUUUUUUCUCUUCAGAUCCACAUUUCUGCCUAAUAAACCUUAAAAACUGGGUUUGAGGAAACAUCUUUCUGCCUAAUAAACCUUAAAAACUGGGUUUGAGGAAACAUCUUUCUGCCUAA
This is a messenger RNA of Chanos chanos (milkfish), 1391 nucleotides long. It is a transcript of the gene ttc32, whose product is annotated as tetratricopeptide repeat domain 32. Lineage: Eukaryota; Metazoa; Chordata; Actinopteri; Gonorynchiformes; Chanidae. The transcript has 3 exons. Gene Ontology annotation, molecular function: protein binding. Bases 45 to 455 code for a protein of 136 amino acids. The record is from RefSeq and is a predicted model, not a curated record.